Phaeodactylum tricornutum CCAP 1055/1 is the source of this 1582-nucleotide messenger RNA. RefSeq lists its product with no specific name. The transcript has a single exon. The record is from RefSeq and is a predicted model, not a curated record. Gene Ontology annotation, molecular function: N-acetylgalactosaminide beta-1,3-galactosyltransferase activity. Bases 83 to 1582 code for a protein of 499 amino acids. Lineage: Eukaryota; Bacillariophyta; Bacillariophyceae; Surirellales; Neidiaceae.
GGUAUCCGUCAUCAAUUCUUCAGCAGCCUCCCGAAAACCAAAGGGGUUUGCGGAACGAAACAGUCGCUGUACAAGUAAACGAAUGCUGACAAUGUUCACUCGUCUAGUUCGAGGCGGCAAUCGGGGCGACGCUAGGACUGGUAGACAAUGCGUGGGUAAUGUGCAGGUUACUGUACUGGUAUGCCUAGGAAUCGUGCUCGGCAGGACGCUGUUGAUUCAACAGCAAGUCUUCAAUGUACCGAAUGAUCCUACUCUGCUCAUCCAGAUAGAUGCAUUGCUCUCAGCGUUGGAUACACCGAGAAACCGUACUACUCCAACUACUUCGAACGGUGGCAAUCUGACUGUGUCUUACAACUUGAAAGUUUCCUCGCCACCUUUGACAAACCAAUCCCUUUUGUGUGACGAAUGUUUACAGAUUGUUCAACGUGCACCCCGUAUCAAGCUUGCUAAGACCGCCUCAAGGAAUACAACAUCUCCAGCUCUAGAUGAGUAUCAUCGUCUUCGACGUGAGCGCAGACAUCCCUUCCAAGGUGCCCUGGAUGCCCAUGGCCGGUCUGGUUUCCAAUACGACGUGACCAGUUUACGACGGAACCCGCCCUCCUUCGUAGAAAGCUUUCCCAAUCUCACGGCCGAGUGUCUCCGGCGCGACGACGAAUACUACGCACUCCAAAGACUUCGGAUUCAUUCACCUUCACCAGAACAAUCAAUUACCGCCACUCAACUAUCGCAAUCGUCUACUCCGGCGAGAAUACUUUGCAUCGUCUACAGUAGCGAGCCAUUUCAUCACAAGCUGCAGGCCGUUCGACAGACCUGGGCUCAUAAAUGUGACGGCUUCGUUGCUGCGUCCAACUUUACCGACCCCACUUUCGAUGCGGUCAACAUCGUCCACAAUGGUCCGGAACAGUACAACAAUAUAUGGCAGAAGGUACGCUCCAUUUGGGCUACGAUAUAUGAGUUGUACUACGAGGAUUUUGACUGGUUCCAUCAUGGCGUUGAAGAUAUGUGGGUUAUGGUUGAAAAUUUGCGUAUGUAUUUGGAAAGUGACGAGAUUCGAGCCGCUGCCAACGGAGGCGUCUCCAACGCACCGUUGUUGGGCAACCAGUCCAGCAGCAGUCCACUCGUACCAUCGGACCAAGUACCUCUGUAUUUGGGCAGUCGUCUUGCUCGUGCCGCAAAUGUUCAAACAUUGUUCAACUCCGGUGGACCAGGGUACACACUCAAUAAGGCCGCGUUGAAGCUACUGGUGACGGAGGGAUUACCCGUCAUGUACAAGGAUGUGGUGACGUCUGCCGAAGACGUUAAAGUUGCGGAAAUCUUUCGACAGUUUCGCAUCCUUCCGUAUCCGACACACGAUCGUGAUGGCGGAGAACGGUAUCAUCAUUUUACUCCAGGUCUGCAUUAUCUGCCAGCCAUGCCCAAGCCACACGACUGGCUUGACAUGUGGGCACGACCCUUGGGACGCCGAGGUGGAGCCAAUCACUCGUCCGUGUACAGCAUUGCGUUCCACCAAGUCAAACCGGAUGAAAUGUUCCGAUUCCAUGCGCUUGUGUAUGGUUAUUGUGACAACAUAGACAAGAAGUGA